ACUCUCCUAUCGACUUCACAUAUGGGGAAAUCUCAUGGCACGCAUAACUAGUCAAUGUAAGAGAUUACAAAACGCCGUCGUAUUGGUUCUCUUCCGAUACUCUCAUUCAACAACUCUCCGGUCAAAUUGGGAGAGAUUUCUCCUGCCUCCAUUCUCUCCGCCCCUAGCACGGCCAUGGCAUCCAAAUCUCCCCCGUCGUCAGCCGAGAAGCAUAGAGAUUUCUUCAAUCAUCUCGAAGCUUACCUCGCAAAGAGAGACGGCGUUGACAAGCUCUUGAAAAUCUCCAGGUACGCCACCAAGAUCAUCCUCUCCUCUUCCGCCCUUCCCGAAUCCCUUCCUCUCACGCAACGUCUCAAGAGCUUCGAGUCCAACGUCGGCGUCAGCCGUAAAGCCUUCCGCCUUGGGAAGUUCGUGCAGGACCUCAACGCUUUGAGAAACUCGCAUUUUGAAUCGAGCCAAGAACUUGUGCUCGCGAUCGUCGCGUAUGGCGGAGAGGGGAUUUAUUACUUCAUCGAACAGUUUAUUUGGUUGAUUAAAGCUGGUUUGAUUGAUAAACGAUACUCUAGUCGUCUGCAGAAGAUCAGUGCGUGGGCGGAAUUUAUUGGUUAUAUUGGGAGUAUUUCGUUGAAAUUUAGGGAUUUCAAUCAGAUUGUUGAAGACGAGGCGCGUUUGAAAGCGAGUAUGGAUAUUGCGGUGUCUAAGGGAAAUGGAAAUCGGGAAGAGGAAGAGAAGAUGAAGAAGUUGCAGGCGAAAAAAUUGAUGAAGAAACUUUCAAUCGUUCAAGACUUCGCCGAUGGAUUCAUGGCGUUGGCUGACAUUCGUGAUGGGAAUGGCCGGCUUUCAGGGCCGCUUUUUCUAUCUUGUGCUGGGCUUCUCUCGGCUUUGAUUAGCACUCAUAAGAACUGGAUAUCAUGCUGAGAUAGGUUUCAAUUUUACUAGGCUAAAUUUUCUGUUUAUUUGGGAUUCUUUCACAGAUCAUAUGAAACAAAUCAUACAAUAAAGCAUAGUUCAAAGGGAAUUUGAUCCCAAAAGAUCUGAGAGCUUGAAACUAAGUAUGAAGAUCCAUGGCACCUACCAGAGUGUUCAUGUUCGGAUUGGUUAGUUUCUUUGAAUCAAACUCUCCUAGUUAGAUGAUGGAUUUAAUAGCGUAUAAGCAUGAAAUAUUUGGAGCUCUGUUGGUUGUUUGAGUAAUUUCUUAGAGAACAACCUAUUUACACUGAAUAAAAUUGCACAUUUUUAUGAAAAGUUGAAUGAAUUUGAAUUGUUUGAA
This is a messenger RNA of Cucurbita moschata (crookneck pumpkin), 1270 nucleotides long. Its product is annotated as peroxisomal membrane protein 11A-like. The record is from RefSeq and is a predicted model, not a curated record. The transcript is spliced from 2 exons. The coding region runs from base 175 to 918 and encodes 247 amino acids. Gene Ontology annotation, biological process: peroxisome fission; regulation of peroxisome size. Gene Ontology annotation, cellular component: peroxisomal membrane. NCBI's taxonomy places the organism in Eukaryota, Viridiplantae, Streptophyta, Magnoliopsida, Cucurbitales, Cucurbitaceae.